AUGAAACUGUUCCUAGUCCUUGUUUUCGCAGCAGCUGCAUCGGCAGCUCCACAAAAUUAUCAAGACGUACAAAUUUUACGUUAUGACGUUAAUAAUUCAGGCCUGGACUCUUAUAAUUUUGCAUGGGAGUUAUCUGAUGGUAGCAAACAUGAAGAACAAGGUCAGUUGAAAAACCAAGGCACUGAAAAUGAAGCGAUUUCGGUACAAGGACAGUACUCUUGGGUUGCUCCUGAUGGUGUCACAUACACUGUGACAUAUAUCGCUGAUGAAAACGGCUUCCAACCUCAGAUUCAACAGGGUCCUGGUGGUGCGAUACCUUCUGCUGUUCUUACGUCUUUCCUCGGC
This is a messenger RNA of Brenthis ino (lesser marbled fritillary), 345 nucleotides long. NCBI's taxonomy places the organism in Eukaryota, Metazoa, Arthropoda, Insecta, Lepidoptera, Nymphalidae. The record is from the annotation of a GenBank genome assembly.